UUGAAGACCUUGACUCUCGAUCUCGAAUUUGCAGCCUAAUUUUCAUUCCUUGUUUCACCUUAUAAUACUUUGCCGGCGCAAACCGACGACCCCUCGAUCGCGCGAAACCCAACUUUGGAGAACGACCCCGGACGACAAAAAAAUCCCCCAGGCACAAACUCCCCCACCACCAACGAUCGAUCUCUCAUCACCACCAAUUCCCCCGCGACACCACGAUACAGCUGGCCUUGAACCGAUCCCUCAGACUUUCCAACCCCGUUGCGCAUACUGUACCUCCUACAAACGACCGCAUACCACAAGCGCGAUAGGCCGCCGCCGCAGACAGCCGCAAUGGCUCCCGCACCCCCAGAGGCGGACUCGCCCUCGGCGGCAACGACCUCGAGCACCGACUCCAAGCUAGAGGUGUGGAAGGACAUGCUCUACGAGAAAUUCCAAAAGGCUGGCGACGAGAACGACCUCUUCACCCAAUACGACCUCCUCGACUUUGACGUGAUCCCGAACCGCGACACCGUCACCCUCUUGAAAUGCCUCCAGAGCCUCACAAACGACCGCCUCCUCAUCGCCGUCUCCUCCCAGACCGGCCUCGCCUGGCGAUGGCGCUCCGUCGAAGAUGCGGAAAAAUAUAAACUCUGCACAACAGACGAACAGCGCAUGGUGUACGGCGCAAUAGACGAAGCAGGCGGCGACGGAAUCUGGUCCAAAUCAAUCCAGAACCGCCUCAACAUGCACGACUCGGUCCUCAAAACAGCCCUCAAACAGCUCCAGGGAAAGGGCCUCAUCGCCCCCUUCAAAAACGUGGAACACCCCAACAAGCGCAUGUUCAUCAAGGCCUCCAUGCGGCCCUCGGAACGCGCCACCGGCGGGCCCUGGUUCACCGACUCUUCAUUCGACGAGGCCUUCAUAGAGGAAGUCCAGCGCGUCAUCUUUGACUACGUUAAGCGUAAGAGCACCUACCACAGUACCGGCUCCUCUUCUUCGUCCGCCGCAGCCCGCACCGCUGUGCCCAAAAAGGGCGUCCUCAAGGGCGGCCCACCGGAUCACAAGGGCAAGAAGCGCAGCGCAGGAGAAAUGUCAGGCACAAACGAAGCAGAGAAACAAUCCCCUCCCGCAGUCCAACCCCCCAAGCGAGAACCAACUUGCCUGCCCCUCCCCGCCGGCUUCAAAGAAUACCCCACCACGCGCGAGAUCGCGCGCUUCGUCUCUCAGUCCGGUAUCACCAGCGACACGAUCCUCGGCGAAGAAGACAUGCAGAAGCUCAUUGACGUGCUCAUCUUUGACGGCCUCAUCGAGCCCAUCCGCGUCUCGGGCCGGCUGGGCUACAGAGUCUGCCGCGCCCCACGACAGAGCAAGAUGCCGUGGGCGGGCCGCCAGGACGACGAGGGCGCGCCGGAGCCGUUUGUCAAUGGGUAUACUGAGGCUCCUUGCGGCCGGUGUCCCGUGUUUGAGCUUUGUGAGGAGGGCGGUCCCGUCAGCGCGAGCAAUUGCGUCUAUUUUCAGCGGUGGUUAGGUUUGGAAUGAGGUCCAUGAGACUUCGGUUUCGCAAGACACAAGAGGGAAGAGCCUUGCUGAAAAGACUGGGGUUCUGUCUAGGAGUCAUCAAAAAAGACGGUCUUUUGUUUCGGUUUGGGUCUGAUUGAUUCACAUCAUGGGAAGCAUUGCAUUGGCGUUGGCACGAAUUAUCACAAAAGGAGAGGACAUGGGCGGGACGGUUUGCCAUGGGGGCCGGGGGUAGAGUUUCCAUCCUUCCCAAGCGGAAUUUAGCUUCAAUGGCGGCCAGCCAUUGGCUGUAAUUAUACCAAUGACAUGUUUGACCCCACCACGCUCA
Colletotrichum phormii is the source of this 1825-nucleotide messenger RNA. Its product is annotated as RNA polymerase Rpc34 subunit. The coding region runs from base 331 to 1518 and encodes 395 amino acids. The record is from RefSeq and is a predicted model, not a curated record. The transcript is spliced from 2 exons. Gene Ontology annotation, cellular component: RNA polymerase III complex. Gene Ontology annotation, biological process: transcription by RNA polymerase III. NCBI's taxonomy places the organism in Eukaryota, Fungi, Ascomycota, Sordariomycetes, Glomerellales, Glomerellaceae.